ACGGCUGUGUUUGUAUUUGUCAAAUAGUAUCUGCUCCACUCCAAAAUCCAGGGCCGACCCGUUCCAGUUCCUAGGAAUUCAAAAACGUUUAGUCUAAUUCGACUGAUAAGAAAUCAGAAGCCACAGUGUUCUAAAUCGUUUGCCCUAAAAUCUAAGGGAUGGGCUCCAGUUCGGUGAGUGAAUUCAUAACGAAUGAAGUACCUGAUUGGAGUGACGACGUGGUAACGUCUGCCAGAUUCAAAGCGUUUAGCGGACAAAGAUCUGAUUGGGAACCCAAAUUCCAGUUUUGGAGAGAUUUGAUUCUCAAAAUCGCUUGCCAUUUCGACCUUCUGAUCAUUCACCCAUCCAAGAUAAAGAACGAGUGGUUUAAUCGAGGAGGGUUGACACCUUUAUGUCUUGACCAUGUACUGUUUGUAAUGUAUAAUGAAGGUGACAUUAUUCGAAGUGCGGACCUUGUGGAUCCAACUAGUGGACGACUGUCCCAGUUGUUUUGGAAAGUUAGAAGAUUGGUCGCCGGAACAACAAUUCCUCCAGAAGUUUUGCUCAAAGAUCAUGUUAUUUUUGCAACACUUAUGAAGGAUAAAGCUGGUGAAGUUGUCAAAUGUUUAUCUGAAAGUCAUUGGACUUCUUCGUGCAUUAUUACAAUGAAGAAGUUCCAGGACAUGUGUGGAGGAAAAGAUGAAGCAUCUGCAGUCUUGAGUUAUUUGUCAGGAUGUGGAAAAGCACAGUAUUUAUCAAUCACUAAGAAAGACUAUAUAGAGGGUCUAAAAGUCUCCCUUUCACCGGCAUCAGUUUCCAGUAUCUCAAGUUUUGAUUGUGAUGUAUUGCACCUGGUUUGGACAAUGGAGAAGCUUCAGCAACAGCUUGACGUUACUGACAGACAGUAUGAGAUGUCUAGAAAAUCAGCAUUAACUUCCUUGCAGUCUGGAAACAAGACAGUGGCUCUGAGACAUGCAAAGCAGUUAAAGUUGGCCAAAGAGAGUAGAGAAAAAUGUACAUCACUUUUGAACAGAGUGGAGGAAGUUCUAUGUGUUAUUGAAAAUUCAGAAUCUACAAAAAAGGUCUCUGAGGCAAUCCAAAUUGGAGCACAAGCAAUAAAGAAAAAUAAGAUCAAUGUGGAGGAAGUUCAAAUCUGUUUAGAAGAACUUGAGCACAGCAUUGAUAUGCAAAAGCAAGUUGAGAAAGUGCUAGAAUCAGCUCCAUUGGACCCAGAAAUUGAUGAUGAAGACAUUGAAGAGGAAUUCAAGAAAUUACAGUUGGAAGUUGAAAGUGAAAAUUCUCGAGUUCUGAUCCCAAAAACCGGCCUUAAUGAAGCAGCAAGAGAGACAUUAUCUUCAGAAUCCACUGAAUCAUUGAGUGCUGCAUUUUCAAGUCUUGGGCUUGGGGAUGGUCCUGCUAGGGCUUCAGCAUCGGGGAUUCAAUCCUCUGUGGAACCAUUCAGCAACAAAGAAUCAGACAGUCGCAUGCCUGAAGCAGCUUAGUUUUAGACCCCCCAAAAAGGACCACCAUAAUUAGUUCUUACGUUCACCCUACCCGAUAAUUAAUUUUGUAAGUAUUUGUGAUAGAGUUGUCAAUCAUGAGAUUUUGUUGGUUUUCAAUGUAAUUUGCAUUUAACAAUUCUGUUUCUAUUCCAAAAUUUAUACAUUCUAAGGAAUUUUAUGUAAAUACUGUAUUCUUUAAAAAGGGUGAUUAUUAUGUGGUGUUAUUUAA
Messenger RNA from Mangifera indica (mango), 1710 nucleotides. RefSeq names its product charged multivesicular body protein 7. The record is from RefSeq and is a predicted model, not a curated record. NCBI's taxonomy places the organism in Eukaryota, Viridiplantae, Streptophyta, Magnoliopsida, Sapindales, Anacardiaceae. The transcript is spliced from 8 exons. Gene Ontology annotation, cellular component: ESCRT III complex; cytoplasmic side of plasma membrane; multivesicular body. Gene Ontology annotation, biological process: vesicle budding from membrane; late endosome to vacuole transport via multivesicular body sorting pathway. Bases 159 to 1481 code for a protein of 440 amino acids.